AUGCCCACGGUGGGGUGGCAUGCGCACAGCCGCUGCCUGGCCCGGUGGCAGCUGCAAUCUGCGGGCUCGCGGCGCGAGACCCACUGCGACUUCUGCAACAGCCAGCUCCCGGACUGGAAGGCGGUGCUGACCCCCCUCCCCGACCUCUCCGCCCCCGCCGUCAUGAACGUGAACUUUGACGGCCGCACCUACAGCUUUGAGGUUCAGGCCGGCAUGGCGGGGUACUCUGAAUUCACAGAGUCCAUCCGCCGCGCCUUCAACCUGCCGGACGACAGCGACCUCAACAUCACCUUCACCUGCGACGAGCCCACGUCAGGCGCGUGGAUGUGA
Messenger RNA from Auxenochlorella protothecoides, 330 nucleotides. RefSeq lists its product as hypothetical. NCBI's taxonomy places the organism in Eukaryota, Viridiplantae, Chlorophyta, Trebouxiophyceae, Chlorellales, Chlorellaceae. The coding region runs from base 1 to 330 and encodes 109 amino acids. The record is from RefSeq and is a predicted model, not a curated record. The transcript is spliced from 2 exons.